AUGAGAAAGGCUAUGAAAGUACCCAGUCAGUAUUGUAGUAGCAAUAAGCAAAAAAGUGAAAACGAAGACAACCUUCAUUACUCAGACGGCAGUGACAGUAUCGGUUCAACAGAGGAGUGUAUUACAACCGGAAAAGGGAACAAGAAGACUACUAAUAAAAAGUGUCGGGUCGUAACUCCGGAGGACGGGGAGGUGGAUCUAAAUCAACCUGAUUUUUUAUUCGAAUCCCAACCGAGACAAAGGCUGGCGGCCAAUGCACGGGAACGGGAUCGAACCCAUAGCGUCAACACGGCUUUCGUGACGCUUCGGACUUUGAUCCCGACAGAACCAGCUGACCGGAAGUUGUCUAAAAUCGAAACUUUGCGAUUAGCGACGAGUUAUAUCGCUCACCUGAACACUGUAUUGAUGGUGGGGUCGGAGUGUAUUGACCAGCCCUGUGUAAAACACCAGGCGAUGUUACGAGGCGGACUGGACAAUGUACCGAAACCUGUGUGUACCUUUUGUCUUAGCGCGUCCAGGACCCGAACGAUGAAGCCAGAAAGCUGUAUGUACAAAGAUGUCCGCCCGGGAAUGCAGGUCCGGAGAUAACGAUGAUAAACUGUUUAACAUUGACAUCUGAAGAAAUCAACAGCUUGGGGAAAAACAACCUGACAUCGGAGUCUCAGUUCCGGAUACCCCGAAAAUGAAAUCAAGUGCCUCUGGUUUUAAGUACACAAACCUUUAUUUCACUAUAACGGUUUGUUAUUCAA
Molecule: messenger RNA, 749 nt
Organism: Ylistrum balloti
Lineage: Eukaryota; Metazoa; Mollusca; Bivalvia; Pectinida; Pectinidae
Product: transcription factor 15-like
Exons: 2
Coding region: 1-588 (195 amino acids)
Biological process (GO): regulation of transcription by RNA polymerase II; developmental process
Molecular function (GO): DNA-binding transcription factor activity, RNA polymerase II-specific; RNA polymerase II transcription regulatory region sequence-specific DNA binding; protein dimerization activity
Source: RefSeq, a predicted model, not a curated record